Molecule: messenger RNA, 1131 nt
Organism: Trichoderma reesei QM6a
Lineage: Eukaryota; Fungi; Ascomycota; Sordariomycetes; Hypocreales; Hypocreaceae
Exons: 5
Coding region: 274-1005 (243 amino acids)
Biological process (GO): mRNA splicing, via spliceosome
Cellular component (GO): U2 snRNP
Molecular function (GO): protein binding; U2 snRNA binding
Source: RefSeq, a predicted model, not a curated record
CUUCCCCAUUCCUCUUUGCAGCGUUCUCACGUGCUUUUGGCCUCAAAGAUUCGUACCGUCAAUGAUGAACCCUCUAGUUUGAUCCUUGUGAUAGACUGGUCAAUUGUUACGGACAAGUCGUACCCAAUCAUUGCAGCAACGAGAAGCAUCGAACUCGAACUCGAAACUCGAAACUCGAACGAAGCGAAGCGAAGCAACGUGCCUUUGGGCGAUUUCAUCCCCGACAACAACUUCUCUUCCCAGCAAUCGCGUUUUCGCAGAUAGGGUGUUAGGAUGCGGCUUACGGCCGAGCUGAUUCGGGAUUCAUUGUCCUAUUUGAAUCCCUUGAAGGAGAGAGAGCUCGACCUCCGAGGACACCGAAUUCCUGCCAUUGAAAACCUGGGUGUCGCUGGCCCCCACGAUGCCAUCGACUUCACCGACAACGACAUCCAAGUCCUGGGCAAUUUCCCUCUGUCCCCCCGCAUAACGACGCUCCUGCUCGCGCGCAACCGCGUCGCGAGCAUCCAGCCCACGCUGGCCUCCGCCGUGCCGAACCUGCGCAAUCUGGUCCUGGCGUCGAACAACCUCGUCGAGCUGGCGGACGUGGAUGCGCUGGGUGGGCUGGGGCGGUUGACGCACUUGGUGCUGGCUGAUAAUCCCGUUACGAAGAAGGAGCAUUACCGAUAUUGGGUCAUCUGGCGGUGUCCUUCUGUCCGGUUCCUGGACUACGAAAAGGUCAAGCAGGCGGAGCGGGACAAGGCCCGGGAGCUGUUUGGCACAGAAGAAGAGCCCACGGCUCUGGCCACAUCGAUCAUGGGCAAAAAGUCAAAGGUCGACGUCACAGCCAACGGCUCGUCGGCCGCGCCGUCGAAGCUCUCGCGGAUAAAGCUCACCGACGCGGAAAAGCAGCGGCUGCAGGAGCGGAUCAAGAAGGCGACGAGCCUGCAGGAGAUUAUCGCGCUGGAGAAGGAGCUCAACGAGGGGAGGUUACCGUCCGGGGUGUAUGGCGAUGCGAUGGAGGAGUGAAGGAGAUGAUUUGCCUUGUUGGGAUGGUUUCCGUUUUUUAUACUCUAGUUUUUUUUCUGGCACAGGAAUGUUUUAGUUUACUGGUCGUUUGAUUUUCUACCGGCUGCUUUUAGAAUGGCCGGCCUC